Ctenocephalides felis (cat flea) is the source of this 1512-nucleotide messenger RNA. RefSeq names its product putative metabolite transport protein HI_1104. Gene Ontology annotation, cellular component: membrane. Gene Ontology annotation, biological process: transmembrane transport. The record is from RefSeq and is a predicted model, not a curated record. The transcript is spliced from 9 exons. Gene Ontology annotation, molecular function: transmembrane transporter activity. Lineage: Eukaryota; Metazoa; Arthropoda; Insecta; Siphonaptera; Pulicidae. Bases 1 to 1512 code for a protein of 503 amino acids.
AUGCAUUUAAUAUCCGAGAAGUUAAGUUUCUUGUAUAGUACAUAUGUACUUGCAGUAGUUACUAUAGGAUAUGUUUUGGGAGAAUUGGGUCAUUAUCUCAUAGGAGUAACAUCAAAACAAACAGCCAUAGAAAUCGGAUAUGGAGAUCAUGCAUGCCAACAGAACAACACGGAUUUGGAGAGGCAUAUACUUCCCGUACAAUGCGCGGCCGCGAACCAGACUGAUGUAUGUUUAUCGUUAAAUUACAAUGGUACACCUUAUUGUGAAUGGAAUUAUAAUGGAUUGGGUUUGGAAUACCAGCUACUUGCAGGACCGAGUUUUAUUUUUGUAUUUACUGUGAUAGGUGUGAUUUUAGGAGUGGCAGCAGACAGAUACAAUCGUGUAAAAAUGUUAGCAUUGUGCACAUUAGUCUUUUCACUUGCUAUUAUUCUACAAGGCGCUGUCAAAGAAUAUUGGCAACUUAUUCUUCUUAGAAUGAUCAUGGCUGCUGGUGAAUCUGGAUGCAAUCCACUGGCUACAGGUCUGCUUUCUGACAUAUUCCCAGAAAAAAAACGUGGGUUAGUUAUGUCAAUUUUUAAUUGGGGAAUAUACGGUGGUUAUGGUAUAGCAUUUCCAAUUGGAAGAUAUAUAACUCAAGCAAAUCUAUUUGAUUUGGGCUGGCGCAUUUGCUAUUAUGGCACUGGAAUAUUAGCUCUGAUAUUCGCUGUCUUGACAGGCACAACCCUUAAAGAGCCAGAAAGAAAAGCAAUUGGAGAGGAAAAUCACACAGAUCCUGAUGCAAAAAAAAUGACAAUAUGGGAUGUUAUUAGGCAACCCAGGAUUAUCCUAUUAUGUAUCGCCGCAUCACUCAGGCAUUGCGGUGGAAUGACAUUUGCUUAUAAUGCAGAUUUGUAUUAUAAUAAUUAUUUCCCUGAUGUCGAUCUGGGGUGGGCUUUGUUUGGUGUCACAGUAAUCAUAGGAAGUAUUGGCGUAGUAGUGGGUGGAAUAGUAUCCGAUAAAUUUGUUGCAAAAAUGGGUGUAAGAUCACGAGUUGCAGUCUUAGCUCUGAGUCAAUUGAUUUCUACACCAUUUGCUUUUGGUUCGAUAUACUUUGAACCUUUGUGGGCUAUGAUAACUUUAGGAAUAUCAUAUUUUUUUGCUGAAAUGUGGUUUGGAAUUGUAUUUGCAAUCAUGGUUGAAAUAGUGCCUCUCUCAUUACGCUCAACCACAGUAGGAGUAUUUCUUUUUGUCAUGAAUAACAUAGGUGGAAAUUUACCAAUUCUUGUUGAUCCAGUUUCAAAGUCUAUAGGUUAUCGAGAAAGUAUAUCAUUAUUUUAUGCUGGAUUUUAUGGAAUCAGCUCAGUACUUUUCUUGAUUACAAUGUUCUUCAUGGAAGGACCAAAACCUGCUACUAAAAGUAAUGAUGUAGGACAUGAAAAUGCUAUCUGUACAACAGCUGAUGAAACAGGUCUUCCAACUUUACACCAAAAUGGAGUACAAACAAAAUCUACUAUAGAAUCAAGUCAUUUGUAA